AUGGAAGAUGGCAGAUGCUGUGAUCAGUGUCCCCCAGAUUAUGCUGAGAAAUGUACAGCGACCACAAAUGCAAACUGUUCUUGCCGCUCUGGCUUCCUGUGCUCCAACAAUAUGUGCUCAAAAUGUGAGGAAAACAAAUGUGUCACAGGGGAGAAACCACUGAGGACAGGAUUGAUCGAGUAUUCAUACCAGUGUAAACCAGCAUGCCCUGAAAAAGAAUAUUAUGAUGCGAAAAUGGAUAUCUGCAAGCCAUGGUCACAGUGCAAUGUGUUGGGACUUGGAGAAAAGUUUCCAGGGAACAAAACCCACAACUCAAUAUGCUUUAGAAAUGAUGGAGGUUUCUUGCAGGUGACUCUUGGCAUUGGCUUCGUUUUGCUUUCUCUCACUCUUCUUAUGUUAGUAUCUUAUACCUGUAUGAAGGUCCUAAGGAAGCACAAAGCAAAAGACAAUCCUAUUGACAUUGUAACAGUCUCUACCAACACCUGUGACUUUCACCUGUCAAAAGAGGAGAGUGGGCUCCAGCUCUUCAUCCAGGAUGAAUCCAAGGAUAUCAAUAGUAUGGCCCCACUGCUGCUGGAAAGGGUCAAGACGAUUUGA
Messenger RNA from Scomber scombrus (Atlantic mackerel), 597 nucleotides. RefSeq names its product tumor necrosis factor receptor superfamily, member 18 (gene tnfrsf18). The transcript is spliced from 6 exons. The coding region runs from base 1 to 597 and encodes 198 amino acids. Gene Ontology annotation, molecular function: protein binding. Gene Ontology annotation, cellular component: external side of plasma membrane. Lineage: Eukaryota; Metazoa; Chordata; Actinopteri; Scombriformes; Scombridae. The record is from RefSeq and is a predicted model, not a curated record. Gene Ontology annotation, biological process: positive regulation of cell adhesion.